Molecule: messenger RNA, 1191 nt
Organism: Haliaeetus leucocephalus (bald eagle)
Lineage: Eukaryota; Metazoa; Chordata; Aves; Accipitriformes; Accipitridae
Gene: ABHD1
Product: abhydrolase domain containing 1
Exons: 9
Coding region: 1-1191 (396 amino acids)
Biological process (GO): medium-chain fatty acid catabolic process; medium-chain fatty acid biosynthetic process
Molecular function (GO): acetylesterase activity; monoacylglycerol lipase activity
Source: RefSeq, a predicted model, not a curated record
AUGGGCGCGGAGGAGCCCCCGGUGCCGGUCCCGGUGUUGUCCCCGCUCCCGCUGCUGCUGGCGGCCGCCACCGCCGCCCUCCUCGGCUACUACUGGGCGCGGGUGCCGCGGCGGCCGCUGCUCGCCGCCGGCCCGCGGCUCCGCGCCUUCCUGGAGCAGCGCUGCCCCGCCGUGGGCGAGACCUUCUACCCCACGCCCUGGUGCUUCGAGGGCCGCCUGCAGACCGUGCUGGGGGCCCUGCUCUGGGCCCGUCCGCCCGUCUCCUACCGCAGCGAGGCCAUCCGCGCCCCCGACGGCGGGCAGCUCAUCCUUGACUGGGCCGAGGAUGCCGACAGCAACUGGCACCCAGACCCCCGCGCCUGCCCCACUGUCCUGCUGAUCCCGGGCCUCACCGGCAGUAGCCAGGCCGCUUACCUGCUCCGCCUGGUGCACCGGGCCAGCCGCGCCGGUUACAGGUCCGUCGUGCUCAACCACCGGGGCUGCUGGGGCGAGGAGCUGCUGGGGGGUGAGGACCGCACCCCCCGGACCUUCUGUGCCAGCAACACCGAGGACCUGGAGAUGGCCAUAGCCCACAUCAAGCGCCGGUACCCACAGGCCCCGCUGCUGGCCGUGGGUGUCUCCCUGGGCGGGAUGCAGGUGCUGAACUACCUGGGGCGGCGGGGGUGGGCGGCAGGGCUGGCAGCGGCCAUGGCUCUCUGCCCCAGCUGGGACCCCGACGCCUCGGCCGCCUCACUGGAGCAGCCCCUCAACGACCUGCUCUUCAACCAGCGCCUCGCCGCCAGCCUGCGCUGCCUCAUCAGCAGGCACAGGGCAGCGAUCGGAGAGAAGGUGGACGUGGAGCACGUGCUGCAGGCACGCACCAUCCGGGAGUUCGACGAGCGCUACACGGCCCAGGCCUUCGGCUACCGCUCCUGCCGUGAGUACUACCAGGCGGCCAGCCCUGUGCGCUGGCUGCACCGUGUCCGUGUGCCCGUGCUCUGCCUCAACGCCUCCGACGACCCCUUCUCCCCCCUGCAUGCCAUCCCCGUGGAAGCCGCCAGGCACCUGCCCCACGUGGCGCUGUUGGUGACAGCCCAUGGGGGCCACCUCGGCUUCCUGGAGGGGCUCUGCCCCCGCCCUGGCAGCUACAUGGAGCGGCUCUUCGCCCAGUUCAUCAGCGCUGUCUUCGAGCACAGGGAGGAGCUGCAGUAG